Messenger RNA from Sitophilus oryzae (rice weevil), 514 nucleotides. RefSeq names its product zinc finger CCHC domain-containing protein 10-like. NCBI's taxonomy places the organism in Eukaryota, Metazoa, Arthropoda, Insecta, Coleoptera, Curculionidae. The coding region runs from base 167 to 496 and encodes 109 amino acids. The record is from RefSeq and is a predicted model, not a curated record. The transcript has 2 exons.
GAAGAAUAUGAUUGGAAAUGAAAAUGGCGUUUUUAACAUUGUGUUUAACAUUUCUUGUUUCUUUAGUUUAUUGUUGUGAAAAUUAAAAUAAAUACGAAAACAUUUCAAAUUAAGAUCAAGCAGUUAUGAAAAUUGAAUAAAUUAACUGUAAUUUUCUAAGGUAAAUAUGCAGAAACGAAAGAAAACAAUUUCGAAGAGCAAUCAAAGAAAAAGGAAAUAUAGUAGCAGUUCUGAUAGUUCAUCUAGUUCUGACUCGGAAAGUGAUUGUUCGUCUAGUACCAGCAGUUCUUCUAGUUCAUCUGAUUUAUCAGAACCUUGUUCGAGCUCUAGCAGCACCUCUAGUAGUUCUAGUUCGAGUAGUAGUAAUAGUAGCUCAAGUUCAUCAUCGACCGAUGACAAUCGUAGGAGAAUGAAGAAAAAUAGAGCUCUGCUAAAACGAAAAUUAAAAGAGAAACUGAAAGAAAAUGACCACGCAAAAGAAGAAAGAGAAGAAUAAAAAAUAAGUAUUCGAAAA